AUGCUCGUAUCAGCGCAAGUGACUUCGACGCAGACUUGGAGCUUCCAGGACCUGCGCGGCCAGGUUGACGCCAAAGACUCGGACGACCACAAGCUUUUCAAGCGCGCCGUGCGACGGCUCUCAAAGGACCCCGUCCGCCUCGAUGAAGAGCUCGUUCUGGGCGCAGAACGCCGCGGGCAGGACCUCUUGGCUGCCAACACGACGCAUAUUGACACAACGCUUGUGCACACGCACGAAGCGCACGGCAUCAAGAUUUACGAGCGCCGGACCAACGACGCGGUGCUGCUGCACGGCGCAACGUCCGUCUCGGGGUCGGUCGACAGCAUCAUGGACCUCUUUGACUUGGGCACGACGGACGCGUUCGAGGCCACGAUGCGUCAAGUGCUACCCGGCCUUUUCUACGAAGGAGCUACGAUUGGCGUCGGCGGCGCCACAAACGUCCACUGGAUGUCGCUCUACGGUGAGCAGACGUCGGACGCGGUCCGGCACGACAUGGUGUUUCUGUCGUGCGCCACGCGCUACGAGACGCUGCGAGGCGCCGCCGUUCCGACGAGCGACAGCUCGGACCUCGACGAGAACGUCUGCCGCGUUACGUUCACGCUGGAGCUCACUCAGGUGGACCCGAACAACAUGCCACUGCGGCACUGGAUGGAGCACGCGGUCGUGACGGCGCUCUCGAACCUCACAACGCAGUGCCGGUCAGUGAACCUCAAGCUCGUUCCGCGGUCGCUCUGGACCGAAGAGAGCAAGUGCCAUCUUUGCAAGAAGGGUUUCAACAUCUUCCACUUACUUCGUCGCCGACACCAUUGCCGCCUCUGUGGCCACUCGAUUUGCAACGAGUGCUCGACGUUCGUGACAAUCGAGUCGGAGGGCAUGGCGCAAAAGUCGACGCGCCUCGACUCGACUCGCAGCUGUCUCCUCUGCGCCUUCACCGAGACGCCCAAGCCACAAAAACAGCACACUGUCCUUGUUGAUGACCGUGGUAGUCUGGCGACGACGAGUCGCAGCAGCAACGAAGACCAUCGGCCGUCGCGCUACGAUCUUGGGCGCAAGAGCAGCCAUCCGCACAUGUCGUCGUCCGUGUCGACGACGUCGUCGUCCCCGCGCAUGAGCUUCCGACGAUCGAUGAUCCAGAUGCCAUCAGGCCUCGAACGGACGUCGUCAGUACUAUCGCUCACCGAGAGCCUGGCCAAGACGAGUCCGACGACUGCAAGCGAGAGCACAAGUGUAGUUUCUUUUGAGCGUCGGGCGCGCCGUGCCGCGAUGAAGGAGCGAUCGUACUCGCUCGUCGAGUCGGCGAUGCGGCGCGGCAGUGUCCACGACACACCCGUCCUGCAGCCGAUCCAAAGCCACGCGCUCGAGCUCCUUACCGAGCUCGGGCUCCUCGACAAACUCUCAGAGCUCGGGGUCGUUGAAACCCGCCCAACGAUUGCGUCGUCCGCGUACCUCUCGGCGGAGAUGAUCGGCCUCGAGCCGUUGUGA
This is a messenger RNA of Saprolegnia diclina VS20, 1482 nucleotides long. RefSeq lists its product as hypothetical. Gene Ontology annotation, molecular function: metal ion binding. The transcript is spliced from 2 exons. NCBI's taxonomy places the organism in Eukaryota, Oomycota, Saprolegniomycetes, Saprolegniales, Saprolegniaceae. The record is from RefSeq and is a predicted model, not a curated record. Bases 1 to 1482 code for a protein of 493 amino acids.